AUGGAUGGUCGAAAAAUAAGAAAUCAUAGUCAUCCAACAGCUUAUACAGAAGAACCAGCGGAAGAAAAGAUUUUAUCACAAAAAUUCACGCAAUUAUCAAUAUCAACAAAUAAUGAAGAGCCACCAACAUUCGAAGAUAUUACAGACGAAAUUCAAAAAAUUCCAGACUUUUUAACAAAACGAAAUAAAUCUUUCAAGCAAAUGAUACGUCAAGUAAUAUCAACAGCAACAAUAGAAAUAUCAAAUAAAACAAAAGAAGAAUUACGACAAAUAGCCAUUUUAAUAUAUAAAAUAAUGUUCGUUCAAACUAAUUAUUCUCUAUGGACCACUUAUUUAAAAUCUGGUAUGGGACAACUCAUUAUUCCAUUGGCAGAAAAAUUCAACUUUCCAACAAAUUUACAUAUCUGGCCAAAAGCGAUUAAAAUAUUAAUGCAAAAAUCUACAAAAAUCAAUACAAUAAAUGAAAAUGAGAUUUGUAUGAAUUUAGUCAACAUUAAAUUAAUUGAACUAGAUAAUCAAUUAAAACAAUAUCAAGCUGAAUUGAAUAAGAUUAGAAAUGGUUUUUAUGGUUAUAUAUUACAACAUCAACAUUUAAUUGAAAGAUAUAUUGAACAAAAUAUGUCUUCUUUACGUAGGGAAAUUGAACAUAAAAUUGAACUUAUUCAUUAUGAUUAUCAUAUCCAAGCAUUCAAACUACAGUAUCUUAGACAUAAUCCAAAUAACUAUCAAAAACAACUACUGAAACAACUUUGUCGAAGUAAAUAUGAACAAGAAAUGACAGAACAAGAAUUAAUUUUUCUUCAACAACAAAUAACUUAUUUUAAUUCACCUAGUCAAUCAUUUGAAAAUUCAUCCAUAGCUCAGUCAACAAUAAUUAAUUCUCUUGAAAAUCCUGAAAUUCGACAACAACUAUUAAAUCAAUACAAAGCAAUCGCUGAAAAUUCGAAACAUCAAUUAUCAGCAUUGUGUAUAAAAGCUGCUGAAGAACAACGUGAUAAAUACAAAAAACAGCACGACAACAAUGUCAAGCAAAUGUGGUCUGAUCGUCAUGCAGCAGCUGACCAUGAAAAAAUACCAUUAUUUAUGAUUGAUCUUAUUAAUGAGCGUUGUAAAAAAAUUGGUGAAAGUAUACAAUCUAUCUAUAAGUUUAAAGUUCAAUGUUUUCUUUCAAAAUCAAACUUAAUUCAUAUUUCACACAUGGAUCUGAACAUGAGUCAUGCUCCAGAAGAUAUUGGUCAACCUACAAAUCAAGGACAGCAAAGAAAAAAACGCCAUGGUAAUCGAAAAGAUCAACGUUUUCGAAAAAAAUGUCGUGCAAGAGGCAUGAAACCAGAAAACAUCGAAAUAUUACUUCAUAGACACAAGGAAAUUCAUAAUAAAAAGAUGAAUCAUGACAAUAAGACGAUGCGAAAUACAACUGAUGAAAAUGUAGCAUCAACAACAACAACAACAGCGAAAAAUAUUUCCAAUCGUACGAAUGAACCAUCAGUACAACGAAAUUCGACACCAAAUAUUAAUAAACGUAAACGAGAUGUAUCAUUACAACAAUUAAGCUCGAAUCCAACAAUACCAAAAUCUACAAGUUCAUUAUCAAUUGUACAACCUUCAUCGAAAAAGAUGAAAAAGAAAAAGAAAACCACAACAAGUAGUCGACCGAUGAAAUGCUCAAACAAUAAUACCAAGACAAAUUACCGGUCACCUAAAUAUUUGAAACGAUCACCAUCUGUAAUUAUUAAAAUGUUAAGUAAAACAUUAAAUUAUACAUUUAAAGAAAAUAAUGAAAAAAAAAUUAUUUGUGUCCGGCUCAAUCUGUUGGAUCAAUGCUAUUUUCUACGAUUAGAACAAGAAUUAUGGAACUCAUAUCUAGAUGUUGGUAUACAGCAGCAUCUUUGGCCACCAGUGAAAGAACAAAUUUUAUCACAAAAAUUCACUCAAUUAUCUAUAUCAACAAAUAAUGAAGAGUCAGCAGCAUCAGAAGAUAUUACAGAUGAAAUUCAAACAAUUCCAGACUUUUUAACGAAGCGAAAUACAUCUUUCAAAGAAAUGAUAAAUCAAGUGAUAUCAACAAUAACACUGGAAACAUCCAAAACACCAAUAGAUGAAUUAAGAAAAAUAGCCAUUUUAAUAUAUAAAAUAAUGUUCGUUCAAACAAAUUAUUCACUAUGGAGCACAUAUUUUAAAUCAGGUGUCGGGCAACUCAUCAUUCAAUCGGAAAAACCAUUAAACUAUUCUACAAAUUCACCUAUCUGGCCAAAAGCUAUUAAAAUAUUAAUACAAGAAUCAACAAAAAUCAAUACAAUAAAUGAAAAUCAGAUUUGUAUGAAUUUAGUCAACAUUAAAUUAUGUGAACUAGACAAUCAAUUAAAACAAUAUCAGGCCGAAUUGAAUAAGAUUAGAAAUGGUUUUUAUGGUUAUACAUUACAACAUCAACAUUUAAUUGAAAGAUAUAUUGAACAAAAUAUGUCUUCUUUACGUAUGGAAAUUGAACAUAAAAUUGAACUUAUUCAUUAUGAUUAUCAUAUUCAAGCAUUGAAGCUACAGUAUCUUAGACAUAAUCCAAAUAACUAUCAAAAACAACUACUCAAACAACUUUGUCGAAGUAAAUAUGAACAAGAAAUGACAGAACAAGAAUUAAUUUUUCUUCAACAACAAAUAACUUAUUAUAAUUCACCUAGUCAAUCAUUUGAAAAUGCACCUAUGGCUCAGUCAACAUUAAUUAAUUCUAUUGAAAAUCUUCAUAUUCGACAACAACUAUUUAAUCAAUACAAAGCAAUCGCUGAAAAUUCAAAAGUUCAAUUAUCGGCAUUGUACAUAAAAGCCGCCGAAGAACAACGUGAUAAAUAUAAAAAAAAGUAUCAUGAUGACGUCAAGCAAAUAUGGUCUGAUCGUCAUGCAGCAGCUAACCAUGAAAAAAUACCAUUAUUGAUGAUUGAACUUAUUAAUGAGCGUUGUAAAAAAAUUGGUGAAAGUAUACAAUCUAUCUAUAAGUUUAAAGUUCAAUGUUUUCUUUCAAAACCAAACUUAAUUCUUAUUUCACACAUGGAUCUGAACAUGAGUCAUGCUCCUGCAGAUGUUGGUCAACCUACAAAUCAAGGACAACGAAGAAAAAAAUGCCAUGGUAAUCGAAAAGAUCAACGUUUCCGAAACAAAUGUCGUGCAAAAGGUAUGAAACAAGAAAAAAUAGAAGAAUUACUUCAACGAAACAAGGAAAUUCGUAAAAAAAAGAAGAAUCAUGUCAAUAAGACAAUGCCAAAUACAACUGAUGAACAUGUAGCAUCAACAACGACAGCCAAAAAUAUUUCCAAUCGUACAAAUGAACCAUCGGUACAACGAAAUUCGACACCAAAUACUAAUAAACGUAAACGAAAUGUAUCAUUACAACAGUUAAACUCGAAUCCAGCAAUACCAAAUUCAACCAAUUCGUCACCUAAAUAUUUGAAACGAUCACCAUCUGUAAUUAUUGAAAUGUUAAGUAAAACAUUAAAUUAUACAUUGAAAGAAAAUAAUGAAGAAAAAUUUAUUUGUGUCCGGCUCAAUCUCUUGGAUCAAUGCUAUUUUCUACGAUUAGAACAAGAAUUAUGGAAUUCAUAUCUAGAUGUUGGUAUACAGCAGCAUCUUUGGCCAGAUCGUCUCUAUACGAUGGCAAAAUCAAAUGAUUUUGAAGUCUGUCACCAAUAUCUUGUGAAUUAUAUAACUGAUCUGAAGAAACAAAUCAAUCAAUGUCAAAUAGAACUAAUCAAACAAUCUCAAUUAUGUACUUUCACAACAUUAUCAUUGGAUCAAAUUGAUCAAAGUCUCAACGAAUUUGUGGAUUGUCAGCGAAACUAUUUAUCUAAGAGAAAUAAUCGUCAAUUAAGCAAAUUCAAAGAUAAUUUUCAUGAAAAAGAAUUAUUUGAAAGUGUAACUAAAUAUCACUUAUCAUUUGAUCAUAAUAAAUGUAUGAAUGAAUUAUUGACAAUAAGAGAAAAACAAGGUGAAAUUUACGAAGAACUUCUUAAAUUUGAAAUGCGAAUAUUAUCCAAAUUUUUACCGGAAGAAUUUGAUCAUCUACAAUAUUUCAUUGCACCGAUGACUUAUACACCAUUGAACGAUGAUCAAAAAGCAAUUGAACUUAAAAAUAAUCAUCAUAAAAUUAUACAAGAAGCUAAACGUCAAUGUCUUACUAUUGCUUUACAAGCCUAUAAUAUUAAACUACAAGAUUAUGAAAAACAAUAUGAAAAUAAAUUUCUACAAUUGGAAUCACAACUUCUAUUUAGUACCAUGGUUGAUGGUUCAUCUAUUUUCAAUCAAAUUAAAGAAUAUAUGACUUAUAGAACAAAUGAAUUAAAUCAAGAUAUUUAUAAAAAAGUAUCGUCUUCUCGACGAAUGUUACUUAAAAUUCGUCAACGUUCAUCGUCAUCGAGGAAACACAUAAUUGGCGUCUCACCUGAAGCCUACCUUGAUCUGAUAUCGAAUCCAUUCAAUACACGUCAAUGGAAUCAUCUUUCACUUGGUCCAUCUUAUAUACGAUUAAAUCAAAGUUCUAUUCGUCCUCGAUAUCAACAAGAAGUUCAAAUUGGAAAAGAACAUAAAAAAAUUAGUGAUAAAGUUCAAGAUCAUCUUAUAUCACCACCAUAUUAUGUACCUUUAGAAUCAUCGAUUCUAAAAAAAUAUUCAAAUGAACUUCUUAAUUACUUUAAUCAUUCUUAUUAUGCUCCAAUAUCAUAUCAAGAUCAACUACGAGCAAUAGAGCAAGCUACAACAGCUAUAUCAAUUCGACGCAAACUCGAAAAGUCAAAUCUAAUUCUUCGUAUUACUGAUAAGGGUCAUAAUUUUUAUGUUGGCUCAAUGAUUGAAUUCGAGAAAAAAGUACAAAAAUUUUUCCAAGAUACAAAUGCAUUUGUAGAAUUAACACAAAAUCCAUUCAAUGAAAUUUUAAAUAAAGUUAUUCACUUACUCAAUCGACUUCGUGAGAAAAACUUUAUUUUAGCUUGGCAAUAUAAGAAAAUGAUGCCUGACCGAACAAGAUGUGAAUUAGCUCAUUUGUAUUUUAAUCCUAAAACACAUAAGGAAGACAUAUCAGUUCGACCUAUCGAAAAUACAAUUAUGGCUGCAACAACAAAUAUAUCAAAUUUCUUAGAUGAAAUCAUACGACCCAUAUUCGAUAGUAAAUGUAGUACAACAACCAUUAUAGAUGGUGUUUCUUUAAUAAAAGAACUUAUCAAAUAUGCCAAAAGAGGUCUCUUAAAGUCAACCACUCUUUUUUGUACAAUUGAUAUUCGAAAUUUAUAUACGAUGUUACCACAAGAAGAAGCAUUGAAUAUACUGGUCGAAUUUCUUCAUGUACAUGGUUAUAAGAAAGUCAAAGGUAUACCUCUUGAUACCAUAAGAAAAUUAGCUUCUAUAGUACUGAAAGAAAAUGUAUUUGUCUAUGAUAAAAAAAUUUAUAAACAAGUUCUUGGUGGUGCUAUGGGUUCAUCAUUUACAUUAACAUUAGCCAAUAUAUUCAUGUGGAAAUGGCAAAAAGAAUUCGUCCGUCGGCAGGAUAUGACAGGUGAAUUUUAUGGCCGAUAUAUCGAUGAUAUUUUCAUGACAUGGAAUAAAUCGGAAAAAUCAUUGAAAGAUUUAUUACAUGAAGCUAACACAUGGCAUCCAAAUAUUAAAUUAGAAUACAAAAUAAGUACAAGUCUACCAUUUUUGGAUGUUCUUCUUACGAAUAAUGCUGGUACUCUAUCAACAUCUUUGUAUCAUAAGCCAGCAGCUGAACCUUAUGUUGUACCAUAUAUUUCUGAUCAUCCUCGACAUACAUUCGGAAAUGUUAUACAAACAAGUCUUAUACGUGCUAUGAGAUAUUCAUCCACCUUUGAAAUAUUUAAUAAUGAACAAUGCCGUAUUAAAUUAACUCUAUUAUUGAAUGGAUAUCCGUCACCAUUUAUUGAGAAACAAUAUAGAAAAUUUUUCAGUGAUCAUAUAACAUCAACAUCAUUAUUACCAUUUAUUGAUGAUGAAAAACAAUUUUUUCUUCUACGUAACAAAUUACUAGAUCAACCAACCUAUUUACAAUCACAAGCGGCAUUAAGUGCAACAACAGCCGAUAUCGAUAAUGACCAAGUCGACGAACCACAACAUUUACAAACAAAACCUGAUGAUGACAAGACCAAGAAAACCAAGGAUUAUGAAAAAAAAUUAAUCGUACAUUACACACACGAAAAACGUUUUCAAUCAUUGAAACGAGACAUGCAUCGAGUCUAUGACAAUGUUUUUAAAGACACACCAGUGAGUGACGUAAAACUUAUAGUUGGCAACCGCAACCGUCGAAAUGCCAAAAAUGACUUGAUUCGAAAAAGACCUAAACAAUCCUUAUUGAAGAAUAAAACCAAUAAGAGUGAGUAA
Messenger RNA from Rotaria sp. Silwood2, 6372 nucleotides. The record is from the annotation of a GenBank genome assembly. Lineage: Eukaryota; Metazoa; Rotifera; Eurotatoria; Philodinida; Philodinidae.